AUGAUAUUAAUUAAGCAUCCUAUAUUAUUGAGAGUCAAUAUUCCAAGGUUAUAUUAUUCGAUUAAUGCCACAUUAGAAUCCACUAUCCAGUUAAGAUAUAAACUCUAUAUUCAUCCACUCCCGUCACAUGACCAACAACAAGCAAAAAUAUCAUCAAAUGAUACUACUAUACUUCAAAUGGACAAUCGAGAACUUUUAAAGUUGUUAUCAGGAGACGAUGCACCGAAUAGUAUUUCUAUCCAUAGUCCAUUAUUUUCUGUUCUUUUAAAUAAAUGUCUUUCUGAUGCAACGAGAAACAAAAAAUUACGUACAGUUCAUGCUAUUGAGUCCUUUUAUCGCAUAUUCGAAAAAUAUAAGCGUGAGAUGACCAACAAUGAUUAUUUAUGCUAUUAUGAUUUAAAUAGAUUAUGCCAAUACUUUAUUGAUUGUAAACAAUUAGGUAAGAGCCAGAAAUUGUUAGAUUAUUUGUUUAAGAAGAACCCAGGAAGCGUUCAUAAUAACCAGUUUCUAUUAAAUUAUUUAAAUGUUAGAAGUGGUUCGGAUAUAAAAUUAUGGACUUUGAAAAAAUAUAAAAUUUUUGAUUAUAUGGUUAUAUCUCAAUUAACAAGCGAAUUCAAUAAAAUUAAAUAUAUGAGUGUACCUAUAAUACAAUCAUUAGGUUAUAUGAAAAAUAUUCCAAGUUUAGAACAAUACUUAAAGUCAAUUUGGGGAGUUACACUACAUGACACUUAUAUCCAAAGGGACAAAAAUGAAAAAGAAGAAGAAGAAUUUAAUACGACUCAUGCUAUGCAAUUGAACAAAAAUGAUCUAUUGUAUCCAAAUGAAGACUUGUUAUUAUCUAUUAUGUUAUCAUAUUGUUAUAAUAGUAAGACUAUGGUUAAAAGUUUCCAAGUCCUAGAUGCAUUUUUAAAGAAAUAUCCAGAUAUUGAACUAACUUCUAAAUUUUGGUACAAUUUAGUAUCUAACUGUCUUUCACUGACGUCCAAAAAAGGGAGGAACACUAAAAAUAGUCAAACUGAUGACACUAACAUUAUACAAAUUUGGAAUGCAAUGAAAUUAUGGUAUGGAAAUAAGAAUAUCCCGUUUAACAACGAAGUUUUGUGCAGAAUGUACACAAAUUUCAAAUCAAACAACAAUUUGUAUUAUAUCAAUGAUGUAUAUGAAAAAUGUAUUGGGCCAUUCAGUUUGUCUAAUUCCAACCUGAUUCCCAAAAAAUGUGAAGAUACAAUCAGGAUGUAUCAAAGGUAUAUUGUUAGGAAGAAUAUAGAUAGAAGGAAAUAUAAGAAAAGCCGAGAAUUUAUUCAGAAAUGGUCAAUUUCAUUAGAGAAUAAGAUGUCUUUAUUACAAUUUUACCAAAUAAGAACUAAUAUUCGUAAAAAGAAAAAUCGUACACCAAGAAAGAAUGAAGAAGAUGAUGAAGAAGAUGGUAUACUUAGUUUGUUAUGGUAA
Messenger RNA from Arxiozyma heterogenica, 1449 nucleotides. RefSeq names its product Aep2p (gene AEP2). The record is from RefSeq and is a predicted model, not a curated record. The transcript has a single exon. Bases 1 to 1449 code for a protein of 482 amino acids. Lineage: Eukaryota; Fungi; Ascomycota; Saccharomycetes; Saccharomycetales; Saccharomycetaceae.